GGGCGGGAGAGAGAAAGCGGAGCCACAGACAGCAGAUUCAGGAGCGUAAUGGCCACAGAGUUCUCUCAGGACGCGGUGCUGUUUUUCCUCCAGAGGCAGGGAGGCACGGUGAAGAACUCGGAUCUCAUUCUGCACUUUAAGGACUUCAUACGGGACCACCCGGACCGGGACCGGAACCGACAGUUCUUCAAGAAGUUCGUCAACUCGGUGGCCACCGUUAAGCAGGUGGACGGGGUGGCUCAUGUGACUCUCAGGAGGCAAUUCAGAGGAUAUGUUCCAGGCAGUGGUGCUGACGUGGGUUCCUCGGACCCUCCGUGGGUCCCGGUCGAGAAGAAGACCGAGAAUGCCGCCCUGAACGAGCCUCGCCAGAAACCAGAGCAGAAGGAGGCGGCUACACCCGCCCCGCCGGGAGAAACUGGAAAGAAAACAAUCCUACCUGCAGCUGGGAUCUUCCUGAACAACAACAACGUGGAGGAGAAUUUUAACCGGAAACAGCAGCAGGUAAGUAGCACACCUGGCCAGCUUAUAAGACCAGUAACAGCCCAGGUGGUGAGUCACAUCCCACAGAAACCAGAGCUGAAGACACCCAGUCUGUCCCAGCCUCCUGCCCCAGAUCAGGAUUCUAAAGGGGGGCAGCAGAGGGUGGGUUAUGGUCCUCUUCCCGGUGUCACACCUGCACCCCCUCACAGAGAAACCAGCCCAGGACCAGAGCCCCUCAGAGGGAGGUCCCAGCCAGAGCGGGGUCUGCAUCAGGAGGCUCCUGCACAUCCUCAGCUCGCCGUACGCCGUGUGAAACACAGACAGAGCUACAAAACUGCUGUGAGUUUUGAGGAAGAGGAGGAUGUCACAGUGAUGCAAGAUUCAGCAGGAGGAGUGCGGCCCCCAAACGCUCCCCUCAGUGACCCUGUGAGGGUCACGCCUGCACCUUCCUCAGUGCAGAGGAGUUACAUUCAGGGUACUGAGGGUGACAUGUCGACAGCUGGGAUCAGCCUGAACAACAACAGCAACAUGGCAGCAAAUUUCAGCCUGAAACAGCAGCAGGUAAACAGCACACCUGGCCAGCUUAUAAGACCAGUAACAGCCCAGGUGGUGAGUCACAUCCCACAGAAACCAGAGCUGAAGACACCCAGUCUGUCCACACCUCCUGCCUCAGAUCAGGCUUCUAAAUUGGGGCAGCAGAGGGUGGGUUAUGGUCCUCUUCCUGGUGUCACACCUGCACCCCCUCACAGAGAAACCAGCCCAGGACCAGAGGCCCUCAGAAGGAGGUCCCAGCCAGAGGAGGGUCUUCAUCAGGAGGCUCCUGCACAUCCUCAGCUCAUCCAACGGCGUGCGAAACACAGACAGAGCUACAGAUCUGCUGUGAGUUUUGAUGAAGAUGAGGAAGAGGAGUUUCCCAUAAGGCGAAGUUCAGCAGGAGGAGCGUGGCCCCUGAAUGCACCGCUCGGUGACACAGCGAGGGCCAUGUCUUCCUCCACGCCGUGCAUCAUAGACGUGCCUGCACCUCCAGCUGUCCCACAGAUUUAUAUCCAGGAUGCUGAAGACGAAACCCUGACCCCUGGCCAUGCAGGCUUGGCGGGACUGAGGCUGGGACCCGGUGAGGCCACCAAACGCAGCCUGCCUUCAGAGACCGCACUGCACCACAACAUCCGCCAAGUCCACCAAUACUCACGACCUACAAGGGAACUCAGACUGGGGUCCAAUCAGAGCCACAGCAGCAUCUACACACCCUCGUCCGCUGGCGGCUUCUCCACCAGAGCGUCGGGAUGGACCGGCAGCGCUGGAGAUCUGCAGAUCAGAGCAGGUGAGCCUGUAGGCAUGCCCAGAAUCCAGGAAACUGUCCAGCAAACCCGAGAGACAGCGCCAGAGUCUGCGACGAGUCGUGAUGACAGGAAAUCCACGCCGCCUUGGCAUCGCUCCACAGGUCGGCUCCAUGACGAGCAGGAGACCUCAGCUCGUUCGUCACCGCUGCAACGCUCCACCGACCAGCUCCACGAGGACCAGGGCUCUGCAGCACGAGUGAUGCCGUGGCAUCUUUCCACAGAUGAUCUCUGUGAUCGUGACGAGGUGGAGACAAGUGACAGCUCUGUCUCCUUGCAUUACGUGCGGCACCACCUGGGGGUCGCCGACCAGUUCGGCACCAAACAGAUGAACAGGAUGUGCCGCAGCCUGGGAGACGACCUGGAUCAGAUCGCUCAGGAGGAGGAGAGGGGAGAAAGAGGCAGAGGAACCGAGAUGGCUCGACGGAGCCGCCUCCACCGGAUUUCUUCCUCAAUCAGCCUUCACCACAACCUGUCGUGCUCCUCGUUGUCUUCCUGCUCCACGCCGCCUCGAUGCCCGAGCCUCGCGAGUCUGGACGAGGCGGUGGUGCAAAAAGGAGACAAGAUGAACGCGUCUACAGAAGCUUCUCCCUCCUCCACGCAGCGUGACGGUCGCAGCCGGCAUUCGCUGCUUCCUUUGGAGUCCAGGGAGCACGCCUGGAUGAUUAAGGGGGCGGCGGGCAACUGGACGGACAUCUACUCCCUCUUCAGAGAGGACCCAUCCCUGCUCAACAAAAAAGACUUCAUCUCUGGCUUCACUGUGCUGCACUGGAUUGCCAAACACGGUGACCACCGAGUCCUCAACACUCUAGGGUAUGGAGCCGAGAAGCUCAGUCUGACCUUUGACAUAAACGCCAGGGCUAACAGCGGUCACACGCCUCUCCACCUCGCCGUCAUGCACGGCCACAAAAACAUCAUACGGUUGCUGGUUAAGAAGUACCAAGCUGAUGUGAAGCAGAGAGAUGUGGCGGGUAAGAGACCUUGGCAGUACCUGAGCGGCGAAGCACCUGUGGAAAUGUUCCACGUGCUCGGAGCGCCGCUGCAGGAUGUUAUGGGAAAGAAAUCCGUCGGGAGUGCAAACGCCAGCUGGGAGCAGCAGCAGAAGCAGCAGAGGGAAAGCCGCCGUCUGCGCCACCAGGCCUCCUCGGCUUCAGGAGAGAGGCCGUUGACUGUUGUGGGCACGGUGAAGGUGAAGAGGUCAACGUCGCUCGCUGCGUUCCUUAAACAUAAAACACUGCAAAAAUUUCACGUGCAGCAGGUGGACACCUCAGUUUAACCUUCAGGAUGAAGCUGGUUUGUCCUGCAGCCAGACUGAACUUUUAUCUGGACAGCUGGUCUUAAAAACUACCAAGGUGGAGGUGAAGAAGCAGCUAAUGGUUUGUCACUCGUGGUACUUUGUCAUAUCCUUACGCACCAGCAUAUGUCCGAGUUAGAGAUUCUCAUACCAGCAAAAACUACCGGUUGAUUAUGUCACUGCAUAAUUCACUUGAAUAUAACUUUACAGUGUUCACAGUCCAGAAAAUGGAGCAUGGAGCAAUCGAGGCAAUCUGCUAGCAACCAGAGCAAUGACGGGGGGUUUUUGGUGGGCAGUCUUGAGCAAUGUCUGCAUGACGUCGCGGGAGAAACCUCAAUUCCUGCGUGGGAAUUUUUUAAUUUUAUUUUUUUUUUGAGGAAAUGUUCUUUGGAAAAAAUACAAAUCUCAACACGCCCCCUGGUGGUGAGACUCUCUUCAGCUGGUAAUUACUAAAAGCACCUUUUAAAGAAUGACCCUGUGUUACAGAAGCAGCAGUGACACACCAUUAAUCGCUCCUUCAGUGAAACUGAAAAUAUGCGACAGGAUAAACAGGAUUUUUUCACAGUGGAUGCUCAACACUGCAUAUUUUCAGGUUUUCGUAGGAUCUGACGUGUCCUCUCUGCUCUGUUAAGAGCAGCGUUUCUGAACCCUUACCAACAGACUAACUCUCUCAACCACAGCCACGAGCUUUUGCUUUUAAAAACCUCGUCUGUAUCGUUCCUGCUGUUGAUCGACUGCCAGAAGCCUCUCCAGCUGAAUAUAUGUGUGGUGUAAUAUUUAACCACUUGCUUUGCUAACAAAAGAGAGCUUCAUCUUUUUGAAGGCCUAAACCUUGAGAUCAGGCCAAAGAACUGCAUCACGAGUUUCUGCAGUGGACUUUGAAUGCCCAACAAAAGACUGUAUCACAAAGAAGCAGAAACAUGAUCUGAAGAAUGUGAUGGUUUAAGCGCUUGGCCAGUUUUCAGCAUGACUUCCUUAUCUCGCUGUUGUGGCAGGAAAAUACACGAGGUGUACGUUUACAGACCGCAGGCAGAGCCAGUUUCAGUUUCAGCCCUGAUUCAUUUACUGCGUCGUUCAGGGUUUGGAGACGGCACUGCUGCUCUGUUAAUGUCUGCUUUACUUUCCUCCUGCUGUUUACAAACCAUCCAUCAGUUUGAUCGCUGAUCUCCUUCCUUUUAGUUUGAUAUCAUAAAAGUAUCAUGGACAAAUCGGCCAUUAAAGUCACUCAGUCAGGAAACAGCUUGUGAUUUAGAUGGUCACCAGUGAACUAACUCCUGGAUAGCAUGCAUUUAUUUUAUUGAUAUGAGACCAGUAUAAUGUAUAACAAGAAUGUAAAUAAGCAUAUAUCCCACAUGUCACAUUAUUCCCUUGCAAUUUAUACACAAGCUACAAAUUUAAGGGGUAAAUUGAAGUAAACUUGGCUUGUGAUGUUUCAUUCAGUCGCUACUUGUUGCUGAAUGUUUUUAUUAUAUUGUCCAUCUUUGUAUUUGGAGUGUUACCGUCAGCAUCUGUAGUUUUGUGUUGGUGCUUUUGCCUGGUGUCCAUUGGCUUGAGUGGCUAAUGCUAGCCUGUGUCAGCUAACUCUGGCUGUUAGUUGGCAUGACCAUUAGCUUGAGGUGGGUAUUAGUAAAUUUCAGCUAAUUUUACUGCUAGCCUAACCUAAUUUGGGCAAAAUCUGGUGCAAUUGUUAGCAUGAGGUGGGUAGCUAAUGCUGGCUAACUCCGAGACACGAGCAAAAACAGACACAAGUAGACAAAAUUUCCAGUAAUUUCCAUGUUUUUCGUUAUUGGUGUGAAGAUCUUUAAGCUUCUCGGCAGAGCGUGAACACUUCUGGAAGGAUGCAAAUCAGGAUAAACAAACUGAUGGAGAGUCUGUGAAAGGAUCAGCAGGAAUUUGCAGUUUUUAAAAUGAAAACAUGUAAAAACAGAGUAUCAUCCUCUCGCAGCUGCCAGGGUAAAUCUGAGUGUUUCGUUUGCAGAUUUUUCUGAUGUUUACUUUGACAGAUGCACAUUAUAUUUUUUAAUGCCCCUGAAUAUUAAAUAUGUCUCACAGUUGGAUAUGUUUAGUUUUUUUGUGUUUGAAAGGCCUGAUGAAGGCCUGCUGUGAAA
This is a messenger RNA of Archocentrus centrarchus (flier cichlid), 5219 nucleotides long. It is a transcript of the gene sowahb, whose product is annotated as sosondowah ankyrin repeat domain family member B. NCBI's taxonomy places the organism in Eukaryota, Metazoa, Chordata, Actinopteri, Cichliformes, Cichlidae. The transcript is spliced from 5 exons. The coding region runs from base 49 to 3093 and encodes 1014 amino acids. Gene Ontology annotation, molecular function: protein binding. The record is from RefSeq and is a predicted model, not a curated record.